Messenger RNA from Kogia breviceps (pygmy sperm whale), 1901 nucleotides. RefSeq names its product dual specificity phosphatase 13A (gene DUSP13A). Gene Ontology annotation, cellular component: cytoplasm. Gene Ontology annotation, molecular function: protein tyrosine/serine/threonine phosphatase activity; MAP kinase phosphatase activity. Gene Ontology annotation, biological process: protein dephosphorylation; negative regulation of MAPK cascade. The record is from RefSeq and is a predicted model, not a curated record. NCBI's taxonomy places the organism in Eukaryota, Metazoa, Chordata, Mammalia, Artiodactyla, Physeteridae.
CUGGAGAGGCAGAGAGGAGAGACCGCAGAGACAGAGGGGCAGGUGGGCUGGCCCAUGGCGGAGGCCUCGCUCCCACAGCUGAGGGGAGAUGCCGAAGCCACACCUUGCCCCAGUGUCCUGGAACUGGAGGAGCUCCUGAGGGCAGGGAAGUUUUCUUCCAGCCGCGUGGACGAAGUUUGGCCCAACCUUUACAUAGGAGAUGCGGCCACGGCAAAUAACCGCUUUGAGCUAUGGAAGCUGGGCAUCACCCACGUGCUAAAUGCUGCCCAUGGGGGCCUCUACUGUCAGGGCAGCCCUGACUUCUACGGCAGCACUGUGAGCUACCUGGGGGUGCCAGCCCACGACCUCCCUGAGUUCGACAUCAGUGCCUACUUCUCCUCUGCAGCUGACUUCAUCCACCGUGCCCUCAGCACACCUGGGGCCUUGGGACAUUGCCAUCUGGUACCUAGAUGUCUGGCUUCUGUCCUAAAGUACUUUCGAAUGGAAAAAAAUCUUCUAAUACCAGGGGUACAACAAAGGAGCCUGGGGAAGCUGCUUCGUGUUCAUCCUGGCCAGGGUCCUGGUGCACUGCGUGGUAGGGGUGAGUCGCUCUGCCACGCUGGUCCUGGCCUACCUCAUGCUGCGCCAGCAGCUGUCCCUGCGCCAGGCGGUGAUCACCGUGAGGCAGCACCGAUGGGUCUUCCCCAACCGAGGCUUCCUCCACCAGCUCUGUCGGCUGGACCAGCAGCUGCGGGGUGCAGGCCGGAGCUGAGGGGCCAGAACUGGUCCUUACUCCCUGCCACAGGGCUCUGCCACUUUGUCACCCUGGUGCUGGCCCUGCUGGUGCUGCUAGAGGCUCUGGCCCAGGUGGGUACCCAGAAGAUGGUAAGAGACCAGUGUGGGGUCCGCCCUAGAGCCCACAGCUCCAUGCGCUUCCUCCUGCUGCCUGCAGCCCCUCUUGGCCACUGUCUCCAGUUCUCACAGAAACAGCAUCAAGCAUGCAGAGACAGGCGGCUGGAAGCCGGGAGCAAAAAGUGCCCGUCAGAGAAGACCUCAGCCUGGGCCAGAUACCCCCACAGGAUGGACUCGCUGCAGAAACAGGACCUCCGGAGGCCCAAGAUCCACGGGGCAGUCCGGGUGCCCCCCUACCAGCCACCCACGCUGGCCUCACUGCAGCGCUUGCUGUGGGUCCAUCGGGCUGCCGUGCUGAGCCACAUCAACGAAGUCUGGCCCAACCUCUUCCUGGGAGAUGCGUACGCAGCCCGGGACAAGAACAAGCUGACCCAGCUGGGCAUCACCCACAUCGUGAAUGUCGCCGCAGGCAAGUUUCAGGUGGACACAGGUGCCAAGUUCUACCGUGGAAUGCCCUUGGAGUACUAUGGCAUUGAGGCUGAUGACAACCCCUUCUUCGACCUCAGUGUCCACUUUCUGCCCGUUGCUCGAUACAUCCGAAAUGCCCUCAGCAUUCCCCAAGGCCGCGUGCUGGUACACUGUGCCAUGGGGGUGAGCCGCUCUGCCACGGUUGUCCUGGCCUUCCUCAUGAUCUGCGAGAACAUGACGCUGGUGGAGGCCAUCCAGACAGUGCAGGCACACCGGGAUAUCUGCCCCAACUCAGGCUUCCUCCGGCAGCUCCAGGUUCUGGACAACCGACUGGGGCAGGAGACGGGGCGGCUGUGACCUGGGGGGCAACCAGGAACCCUGACCCUCCAGCCAGCAUGGCCCAUCCAACCAGCCUGGCCCUGGGGACCGUGCUUCCAGUGACCUUGAGAUGUAAAUAGCAAGUGGGGGCUUAGCUGAGGCGGAGGCAGGGAGAGCUGGGUGGUGACCUUUAGCAGGUGGAUCUCCCUGACCCAAUCCAAAGAUUCUUUAUGCAGAAAAGAGUUCAGUCUGUCUCUAUAAUAAAAGGUUCAUCAUAAUAAAGA